AUGGAUUCUACAGAGCUGGAAUCAUUUUGUCACAAAUACAACAAUCUACAAGUGUUUUCGAAAAUCUACACUUGUCAGCAUUCUGAUUGCUCUUCCGAUUCCAAUUACUCCUCCAGCGACGAAGAAAGGGAUAUACAAGAUGGGACACCAAGCGAGGACGAGAUUCUACAAGAGGUUAUUGAUGAGCAUCUAGGUCUUCAGCAAACUCAAGAUGAUGAUGAAGAAGAGUUGCAAGAGCGCUCUUUACAUUCUGUGAAGAGCGCUCGUCAAGCACUCCAGGUUCUGAUUGAGUUUACUGAAGAACAAGAGGCUCUUCAAUCAGACUAUUUACGAGGCCUCGAGCAUUUAGAAUUCGCUCUUGAGGCAUUAGAUCAAGAGUCACGGGUGCAGAGUACGUUAGAUAGUUGGAUUACAUAA
Pseudogymnoascus destructans is the source of this 417-nucleotide messenger RNA. RefSeq lists its product as uncharacterized. Lineage: Eukaryota; Fungi; Ascomycota; Leotiomycetes; Thelebolales; Thelebolaceae. The record is from RefSeq and is a predicted model, not a curated record. The transcript is spliced from 2 exons. The coding region runs from base 1 to 417 and encodes 138 amino acids.